Megachile rotundata (alfalfa leafcutting bee) is the source of this 3706-nucleotide messenger RNA. Its product is annotated as synaptic vesicle glycoprotein 2B. Lineage: Eukaryota; Metazoa; Arthropoda; Insecta; Hymenoptera; Megachilidae. The record is from RefSeq and is a predicted model, not a curated record. Gene Ontology annotation, biological process: transmembrane transport. Gene Ontology annotation, cellular component: membrane. Gene Ontology annotation, molecular function: transmembrane transporter activity.
UACGACUCGCGUAUUCGCGAAACGUUUAUUUCGAUAAUCAGAUUUAUCUUUCCCGAAAUACCUAUUUUAUUCGUCGCGUUAUUCUCGUUUGACGAGCGUUUCGCUUUGAAUCGUGUCGGUAACCGAUUCGAACGCGAUGCGUCACGCGUCGUCGGAUAAGAUUCUGUCCUUUCCUGAACACGCGUUAUCUUCGAUGUAGUCGCAUCCGCGUUGCGAAACUUUCCGAAACUCAGCAUCUCGCGGUAACUUUCCAAUUUUUAGCCUAAGAAUAUAGAUUUAGGUGCGCUUAGAGAGACGAAGCAAGAAAUUCUUCUCGAUCUUCCAGUCGGUUCCGACUCGAACGUUCCGCGAAUUCGUCCUACAAUCGGAAACGUUCGAUGAAUCGGAAACGAUUAGGAAGCUCGAAAGUAACUUUCUCGAGAGCUUCCGCGUUUCUUCUCGACUAUAUAGUAGCUUUGCAUCUCGUACGAUUCGGCAAAAUUUAAUCGAGAUUAAAGGUAGGUAAACUACCGCGGUAACUAGUGUCUAGCGAAGUUGGCGUUAAUCGGUGGUACAGCGGACCAGAUAAGGAGGCAGAGUCUCGAAGAAGGGCAAAUUCGUAGUGGCGCGAUCACUCGGCUCUGGUUAGACUCGGUUAGACGAACUCGCGUCGCGGCGAGCGAAAGAGGCUCGGACGUACGACGGCGAACGGAGCAAGGUCGCGCGACGCGGCCCGACGCGAACCGACGCGAACCGACGCGAACGGACGCGAGCGAACGCGAACGGACGAGGCGAGACGGAACGAUGCGUUAGUUUUGCGCGCGUACGAUGUCGGGCGAUAUCGCUCGAUUGGAGAGCGAGCCAGCUGCGUCCGAGCCGCUAGUCGCGUCGAAUGCUGCCUACAACUUCCAAGCCAGCAAACAAACGGCGGAAAGCGUCGUCCAAGAUGCCGUCGAUCAAACAGGAUUUGGCAAGUUUAACCUUAAGAUUAUGGCCGUCUGCAGUUUGAUAUUCAUGAACGUGGCCUUCAGCAUAACCAGCAUCGGAUUCGUAAUACCAUCGGCAGCGUGCGACUUUAAAAUGACCACCGUGGACAAGGGCUGCCUUAGCGCUGCCCCCAUGUUAGGUAUGCUGGCCGGCUCGUAUAUUUGGGGCUGCUACGCGGCCAUAAAAGGACGCAGAAUGUCCUUGUUGGUCGCGUUGUUUCUUCACGGAAUCUCCGAAUUGUUGGCAUCGAUCGUACCGCUUUAUUGGGUCUUUUUGUUUUUAAAAUUCCUAAGCGGCGCAGCAAUGAACGGACAAUCCGCUGUCGUUUUCCUCUAUCUGGGUGAAUUUCAGCCGACAAAGUAUCGCGACAGAAUGCUGUCGUGGAUGGAAAUGGCUUGGGUGAUGGGUAUGAUCAUCUUGGCAGGCGUCGGUUGGAUCGUGAUCCCGAUGGACGUAAACGUGGAAGGCGCCGGUUUCUUUUUACACUCGUGGAAUCUUUUCGUCUUUAUAUGCUCCCUUCCGGCGUUAUUUACCGGAACGUGGUUAUUAUUUUUCCCCGAAACGCCCAAGUACCUCGCUGAAACCGGUUACAACGUGCAAAUGCUGCAAGUUUUAAUGAGAAUGUACGCGGAGAAUACCGGACAACCCGCGAAAGAAUACAAGACGAAGCUUCGAAAUUCUGGCAACAACAAUUUGAACGAACUGGUCCACCGCAUUAUGCAGACGAACGAGAAGGAGGAAGCGACGGAGAAAUCGUUCGAUUCGAUGAUAAAAGACAUAUACGCGAAAACGGUGAUGAUACUGAAGCCACCGUAUCUCUGUAGAACCAUCGUGGUAUGUCUGAUCGCUUGUUUCGUCACGUCCGCUUAUUACACGCUAACUCUGUGGCUGCCGGAGCUGUUUCACAGAUACGCGGACUUCCAACAGGCAUAUCCUAACCGGACAGCCAGCGUUUGCACCUUAAAGAUCUCGAUAAAUCACACGGAUUCGCAAAGGAUAGACGACCCGUUCGGUUGCAACUCGAGAGUACAAACGAGCGUGUUCCUUCACACUUUCAUCUUGGGAGCAUCUUGCAUUCCAACCGGUCUGAUAAUGCCUUUUCUGGUCAAUUACAUGGGAUACAAAUUCCUCUUGGUGAUCACGGCUUUUAUACCCGGUGUCGUGGCAGCUUGUCUCUUCCUGGUGCAAACUUCCACGCAAAAUUUGAUCCUCUCUUGCGCCUACGAAUCCGUCACGUCCGUUUGCCUCAGCGUCGUCUACUGCCUUCUAGUCGAUCUUUAUCCGACGCAUUUACGAGCAAUGGCUUCCGGUUUAUCGGCGUUCAUAAGUCGAAUCGGUGCUAUAAGCGGUACCUUGAUGAUCGGUUACUUGAUCGACGAUUACUGUACAUUGGUGAUCGUCAUCGUUGCCGCUCAGCUAUUUUUGAGCGGUCUACUCGCCCUCUUUACUCCGUCUCGAAAAAAACCAAAACUGAACAUCGAGAAAUCUUAACGAACGUGGAACGAUCCUAUAAAAGGCGACGUAAUCGAAAAGGAAACGAAGAAAAAUUGUUGAAUUUUACGCGAGUGUUUGGCUCGAUCGAACUCCGACAACCCGUAGGUACUUACUUACUCGCGGACUCUUCGAAACGAGUAUCUACUUAAACAACUUUAUUACGUUAAACCGAAACUAUUUUAAUCGAUCUUAGCCGCAGUAUUCCAUGUUCAGUUUGUCAACGUUGACUCGCUAAAAUUCCAAAUUUAUACUUUCUUUUUUUUUCCCUCGAAUAUUCGAACGUUUCGAUCGGCGUGAAAGGUUAUUUAUUUUACUCGAAACGAAUCUUCGAUCUCUUCUCUCGUAUCGGACAAGCGAGUUUACGAGUAUCGAAUAAAUUUAUUUAUAAUUAGACGAAUCUCAGCGAAAUCGUAGCAGUUAUCGAACGAUAAAGCGUAAUUAUAAAUUUACUCUUAAGCGACGAAGCGUAAUCAUAUUCGAAACGCACAAAAUUCUCGCGAAUAGUCUGAAUCGUCGAAUCAGGCCUUGAUCGCAUUAAUCGGGAGAGAUUAAUCGUACAAGUAUUUUUCUAUCUUUUCGCAUAAGAUACUAUAUUCGUGUAAGAAUACUCGACGAAUGUGUUCUUCAUGAACGAGAUACCCUCAAGAUAGCAGAGUAAUAUACGUGUUAGUACUUAAUCGAACGAAGAGCAGACAAGCGAGAAGAAAAAUGCUCAAUUAAGUUCGUAUCUAAGCGAAAUCCAACGAUCUCUCGAAUAUCGACGCGUCGAUCAUUGUACAGGCGAAUUUAAGCGAACAAACAAAGGAUAUUCGAAGAUAGUCUAUUUGAACGUAGUCGAGCGUUUAAAAAGGAAGCUUAAAUCGAAGAUCGAUAUUUGUGUGCCUUAUAUUUUAGUAUCGACGCGUCCUCUGGCCACCGAUAGAUAGUAAAUUUGUUCGUUCGAAAAUCGCGAAAUUUCGAACGACGUCCCAAUGUUGCGCGCAUGGCCAUUUCCAUCCUGGAAUUUCAAUGCCUUUUACUAUACGAAUGUAUACAUAAUAUGUAUGCGCGAUUAUGCGCGGCGUACUAGCUAACCUCGUGUCCACCGUACCUAUCUAGCGAACGCAUUAAACGUCUUCUGCAUUUCCACACCUUCUACGCUUCUAGCCUAUUUUUCUAUUUUACCAGAUCUUUUUAUAUCGUGGACUGUUUACAUGCUGGCCACUGAACGAUACAAUAAAACGCGUGUUCGCAUCGAACCGUUGAA